GUGUGAUAGUUAGUUGAUUAUCCCCAUUUUAAAAGAGAGUUGACAUAUAAAAUUAUGAAACCCUAGGCCUGUUCUUGCUGGCCUUGGAUCUCUCCCUCAUUUCAUUCCUGUUGAUAUUUGAUCUGUACAUACUCACCUUACAAAACAUCCAUCUGACCAAUUUCGAAUCUUGUCCUCUCAUAAUAAAAUGACAAUCCUUUACACGCUUGUUGCCAGGGGAUCUGUUGUCUUGGCGGAAUUCAGCAGCACCCAAACCAACGCCACCACAAUUUCCAGACAAAUUCUUGACAAAAUCCCAGGAAAUAAUGACAUGAAUGUUUCUUAUUCUCAAGAUCGUUAUAUUUUUCAUGUUAAACGUACUGAUGGUCUCACUGUUCUUUGUAUGGCUGAUGAUGUUGCCGGAAGGCGAAUUCCGUUUGCUUUUCUUGAAGAUAUUCAUCAGAGAUUUGUGAGGACUUACGGGCGAGCGGUUUUAUCUGCCCAAGCUUAUGGUAUGAAUGAUGAGUUUUCCAGGGUUCUUAGCCAACAAAUGGAGUAUUACUCUAACGAUCCUAAUGCUGAUAGGAUUAACCGAUUAAAAGGUGAAAUGGGUCAGGUACGCACUGUGAUGAUUGAGAAUAUUGACAAGGUAUUAGAGAGAGGUGAUCGGUUGGAGUUGCUUGUAGAUAAAACUGCCAAUAUGCAAACAAAUACGCUGCGCUUCAGAAAGCAAACUCGCCGAUACAGAAGUACAGUUUGGUGGAGAAAUGUCAAGCUCACGGUUGCUCUCAUCUUGCUUAUCCUGGUGAUUAUAUACGUUGUAUUGGCAUUUGUUUGCCAUGGGGUUACACUUCCUAGUUGUAUAUAAGGCGUGGACUGGAAUAACAAAGGUGGCUUGGGUUACAUUUGAUAACUCAAAUUCUUGAUUUGGAGCUGAAAGUAGAUCAAAAUCUGAGCAGUUGCUUGAAAUAAAUCUGCUUCAAUUCCAUUUCCGAUUGCGAAUAUGGGCGAUUACUUGUCGCUCGUGUGGGAUUGUUUUGCUUGGUAUAUCUUGUGUGAAGUUGUUCAGUUGUUGUCCUCGUGAAACGUUCUUGCACAUGUUUAUAAUUAUAAAUUAUGAAUGUUAAUUAUUCAAACUAUAUAUGUUGGCCAUUUUUGGAUGUCGUGGGUCUUUAAUUUGAUUCUUGAACAUUGUUAUUGUUUCUAUUUCGUGUAUAAAAGAAACCUUUAAUGUA
Erigeron canadensis is the source of this 1214-nucleotide messenger RNA. RefSeq names its product vesicle-associated membrane protein 711. NCBI's taxonomy places the organism in Eukaryota, Viridiplantae, Streptophyta, Magnoliopsida, Asterales, Asteraceae. Gene Ontology annotation, cellular component: membrane. The transcript is spliced from 4 exons. Gene Ontology annotation, biological process: vesicle-mediated transport. Bases 188 to 847 code for a protein of 219 amino acids. The record is from RefSeq and is a predicted model, not a curated record.